AGUCACGGAGUUGUUAUGGUAACAGGACCCGGCAGCUCAGUGAUCGCAGCAGCAGCAGCAGCAUCCAGAGCCGGCGGCAGUAGCAGCAGCAGCAGCAGCAGCAGCAGCGGGUACCAGGAGCUGAGGCUGAGAUCCAUAGCAGCAAGCACUGACUGCACACUCCAUCACCACACGCCGGCCUCCCUGAUGCCUCUGCUGCCGGGGUCUCCCGGUUCUCUCCCCGCUCUCUGCCUCCUGCUCCUCGCCGGUCUCCUAGUCUCAGGCGACCUCCCCGGGGAACCGUGCGGAGGCGAGUCGUGCGACAGCGGCGACACACAGUUUGUUACAGACCCCUGCGGAGAGAAGCCCUGCAUCCAUGGAAACUGCAGUGUUCACGGGGAUGGCUACGUGUGUAUUUGCAGCGAUGGGUACAAUGGGGUGAACUGUGAUUCUCAGCUUCUUGACUCCACAGAUGAGCCUGUCACUGAAAUGCCAGAAUUUGAUGAGACAACCUCAGAGCCCACCUUGGAAGUGCCUCACUCUCCAGCUGUAGUGACACUUCCAACAUGGAGACCAAGGGUGGGACAAAAGGUCACAGCCCUCCAAUGGGAUGAAGUUCAGAUAAUUCCAGAUGUUGCCUGUGGAAAUGCCAGUUCUAACACUUCCUCUGGAGGGCGACUGGUGACUUUCGAAUCACCAGAGAACACAUCCGUGAAAAUCUCCCAGGAUCCUACUGCUUCCCUGAUUCUCCUAUGGAAAGUGACAGCUGGAGGCUUCAACCAAUGUUCUCUUAUAGAUGGUAGAAGUGUGACCCUUCUUCAGGCUCCUGGUGGCCUUGUUUUCCCAGAAGAAGUGAUAACUCUUGGAAACAAUUAUUUCAUUGGUUUUGUAAAUGAUUCUGUGAGUAAAUGCAUUGUGGCCUUACGUCUGGUCGUGCUGGUUAAAGUCACUGACUGCAUAGCCGAGGGAAGCAGCCCAGAGGCCCCGCACUGCUUUGGGAAGGGGGAAUGUGUAACCAAGAAAACCGAGGACACUUAUUCUUGCCACUGUGAAUCUGGUUAUAUUGGCACCUAUUGUGAAGAAUUUGAUGCCUGCCACAGUCAGCCCUGCAAGAAUAAUGCCACCUGCAGGGACCUUCUACAGAGGCAUGAUGGGAAAAAUGCAUCUUGCACUUGUUUGCCUGGUUAUACUGGUGAAUAUUGUGAGUCCCAGGUGGAUCACUGCACUCCUCAGCCAUGCAGAAAUGGAGCUACCUGUGUGACGAGUCUCAGCGGCUUCAGCUGCCACUGUGCAGAGGGUUUUAUGGGUUCCUUCUGUGAGGAGAAAGUCGAUCCGUGCUCCACGUCUCCAUGUCUGAAUAAUGGUAGCUGUUUCUCAGCAGGCCUCUCCUUCUCCUGUCACUGUAGUCCAGGUUACACAGGUCCCACCUGCGCUCAGCUUGUGGACUUUUGUGCCCUUAGUCCUUGUGCUCAUGGGAUCUGCCGCAGUGUUGGAACUAGUUACAAGUGUUUGUGCAUUCCAGGUUACCACGGACUGUACUGUGAGGAGGAAUACAAUGAGUGCUUGUCGGCCCCAUGUCAGAAUGGAGCUUCCUGUAGAGAUCUGGUUAAUGAGUACCAGUGCAUGUGUCCAUCGGAAUAUGAAGGCCGUCAUUGUGAGCUGUACAAGGACCCGUGUGUGAAUGUGAGCUGUCAGAAUGGAGGGACUUGUGACAGUGAAGGUCUCAACGCUACCUGUGUAUGUGCUUCUGGCUUUAUCGGAGAGAUGUGUGAGAUCGAUGUAAAUGAGUGUGACAGUAACCCAUGCCACCAUUCUGGCACCUGCGUUGACCAACCCAAUGGCUACAUAUGUCACUGCCCCCAUGGGUGGGUUGGAGCCAACUGUGAGAUCCACUUGCAAUGGAAGGCCGGCCAUAUGGCAGAGAGUCUAACCAACAUGCCCCGGCAUUCACUCUACAUCAUUAUAGGAGCACUGUGCGUGGCCUUCGUCCUCAUGCUAAUCAUACUUAUCGUGGGGAUCUGCAGAAUCAGCCGCAUUGAGUAUCAAGGAUCUUCUCGCCCUGCCUAUGAGGAAUUCUACAACUGCAGGAGCAUUGACAGCGAGUUCAGUAGCGCCAUUGCAUCAAUUCGCCACGCGCGAUUUGGGAAAAAGUCUCGUCCUGCCAUGUAUGACGCAACACCAGUAACAUACGAAGAUUAUAGCCCCGAUGACAAACCUCUCGUGACGCUAAUUAAAACAAAGGAUUUGUAGUCUGCCCUGCUCUUUUCUGGUAGAUGUCAGGAGAUGUGUGCAAUCAUCUUUUAAAUGGAUGAAUUAUUAAACUGACUAAUUAUUUUUAAGAAAAAGAAAAAUGAAUUUAACACCGGUUUCUCUGUUGCGAGAUUCAUUCAUUCCAUGCAUUAUUUGGGGCACAGUUCUACACAGCUGUGAAAUCAACCCGUUUUCUGCAAGAGUAGCGUUCCAUCUUCUCUGGCAAUAAACGGGUUAAACGGUUAAACCUAUUGGAAAUCAUAGAAUUCUUGGCAAAAUCUCUUUUUGUGUUAGCAAUGUUACCGUCUGAACAGUAUGCAGGCAUUACCUGUAGAGUUAGGAGACGUACGUAUAUAAUGCAUCAUUUAUCCGUUGAUAGGGAUAUUGAGUGUCUACAAUGUUUGUGUUGUGAAACAAAGUAAUCAAAGCCCAGUGGUUAAAUCUCUCUAACAAGAAUUUACUAGAUUUGUUCUUUGUUUUCAUUAUUAUGUUUUGCUCUUUUUUUUUUUUUUCUUGCAUGGUUGCCUAGCAAUAACCCUGCACUGUUUUAUAGAAACUGCUCUGCGUCAACGUCCCGGUCCAUUCUUCUGUUGUGUUGGUAAAACCAGCUCCUGUACAAAUGAUAAGAAGCAGAUUAGAACUAGGCCGAGCUCUUCUUUUUAUGUCAGACAGCAAGGUUUUUCUAUAUCGUGAGUAAGGCUUCCUGUUCUAGAUACUGCCGACUUACUGCAGAGGUAAUCUUCUUCUUAGCUCGUGGAUUGCAUUGUGCUGUAUUCUUCUUCAUAUGUGAUAGGCAAUUUCUUCUUUAUUAGAGACUUUUUCAGCUUUCUUGGAAACUUCAAAAUAUUCGGAAUAAAUGUUAUGAAAUUA
Pseudophryne corroboree (corroboree frog) is the source of this 3099-nucleotide messenger RNA. It is a transcript of the gene DNER, whose product is annotated as delta/notch like EGF repeat containing. The coding region runs from base 16 to 2229 and encodes 737 amino acids. The transcript is spliced from 13 exons. The record is from RefSeq and is a predicted model, not a curated record. Gene Ontology annotation, molecular function: Notch binding; calcium ion binding. NCBI's taxonomy places the organism in Eukaryota, Metazoa, Chordata, Amphibia, Anura, Myobatrachidae.